CGGAUGGGGCCGGCCGGGGAGGUGCCCCACAGGCGGUGGCGGGUGUGGGACGAUCUCUGGCAUCUCAAGCCCUUGCAAGAUCCAAAUCAGCGCUCAUGAAGUCGGGGGCCGCCCCGCGGCUGCGCACGCUCCGGAGACACCUGGGGUCCCUGGAGGGCAGAGGCAUGGAGCCAGGCAGCAGCCCUCUGACCACACAUGUGCUGGACACAGCCUCGGGGCUCCCAGCCCAGGGCCUCUGCCUCUGGCUGUCCAGGCUUGAGGACCAUGGGCAGCAGUGGACUGAACUGAGGAAAAGCUACACCAACCCCGAUGGCCGCUGCCCGGGGCUCCUGCUGCCGGGCCAGAUGAAGGCAGGCACCUACAAGCUGACCUUCGACACUGAGGGCUACUGGAAGCAAAGGGGGCAGGACAGCUUCUACCCAUAUGUGGAGGUCGUUUUCACCAUCACAGACGAGACCCACAAGUUCCACGUCCCCUUGCUGCUGAGCCCCUGGUCCUACACCACCUACCGAGGGAGCUGAGCGCUACAGCCCGGCCUGGGAUGCCCCCACCCUCCACAGUGGGCUCCGUGCUCCUGGGAGGGGCCUCUCAGGCCCCACCUCCUGAGGGAUGUUUUGGCCCCACCAUGUUUCCAGUGUCAGCUGAGACUCGCAUAUGAAUAAAGUCGACGUGGCACCUGA
Artibeus jamaicensis (Jamaican fruit-eating bat) is the source of this 680-nucleotide messenger RNA. RefSeq names its product 5-hydroxyisourate hydrolase-like. The record is from RefSeq and is a predicted model, not a curated record. Lineage: Eukaryota; Metazoa; Chordata; Mammalia; Chiroptera; Phyllostomidae. The coding region runs from base 96 to 521 and encodes 141 amino acids. Gene Ontology annotation, molecular function: hydroxyisourate hydrolase activity. The transcript has 4 exons. Gene Ontology annotation, biological process: purine nucleobase metabolic process.